Molecule: messenger RNA, 1687 nt
Organism: Trichomycterus rosablanca
Lineage: Eukaryota; Metazoa; Chordata; Actinopteri; Siluriformes; Trichomycteridae
Gene: txlnbb
Product: taxilin beta b
Exons: 9
Coding region: 16-1608 (530 amino acids)
Molecular function (GO): syntaxin binding
Source: RefSeq, a predicted model, not a curated record
AGUUACUUUAUAAGAAUGGAGAGCUGUUGCCAGCCUACAGAGGUGCAGACCUCGAACAGUGUCCCCAGUGUGGAUGCCAUACCGGACCUCACUGAAGACUUGAGUAAGCAAUUAGAGGACAUUAUCAGCUCUUACCAAGCAGCCGAAAAUUCAGCUGAAAUCGAGGAGCCAGAGGCAGAGGCAGUAAUAGAUGUAAAAGAGUCUGGAAAGGUUAAAAACCCAAAGGCUGAAAAGAAAAUGCUUAAGGGCCUUGGAAAGGAGGCCAUGCUUCUAAUGCAAGGCCUUAACAAGCUAGGUACUCCAGAGCAGAAACUGGAAGCCUUAAUCAAGAAACAUGCAGAGCUGCUAGAGGAGUACCGCUCUGAGCAGAAGCAACUGAAGAUGCUACAGAAGAAGCUGCUACAGGUGAUGAAGGAAAAAGAUCAGCUUCAGAGUGAGCACAGUCGAGCAGUGCUGGCCCGCAGUAAACUUGAAAGUCUUUGUCGGGAGCUGCAGAGACACAAUAAGACUCUCAAGGAGGAAACUCUUCAACGAUGCCGUGAGGAUGAACUAAAGAGGAAGGAGAUCACCACUCACUUCCAGAACACACUUACAGAUAUCCAGGCUCAGAUCGAGGAGCACAGCAAUCGCAACAACAAACUCUGUCAGGAGAACAGUGACCUAGCUGAAAAACUCAAAGGCUUUAUUGCCAAAUAUGACCAGCGAGAAGCGAAUCUUGAGAAAGUGUUCAAACACAGAGACUUACAGCAGAAGUUACUAGAGACGAAACUUGCUCAAGCCAAUGCAGUGUUUAAAGAUGCUGAGGAGAAACACAAACUGGAAAGAGCUUAUUUACUGAAGCAAACAGCUGAAGCCAAGCUUCAUGUGACACUUAUGAAGGAGCAAGAAAUUGACAUGAAGACCCAACUUGCAGUGUACUCCGAGAAGUUUGAUGAAUUCAGAGGAGCUGUGUCAAAGAGCAAUGGGGUGUAUGCCAGCUUCAAACAAGACAUAGACAAAAUGGCAAAGAAAAUGAAGAAGCUAGAAAAAGAAGCCAAUUCCUGGAAAUCACGCUUUGAAGGCUGCAAUAAAGCUCUAAUUGAAAUGGUUGCAGAUAAAGCAGUAAAGGAAAAAGAGUUUGAGCUUUUUACUCUGAAGAUGCAAAAACUGGAGAAUCUGUGCAGGGCAUUGCAAGAUGAAAGAAAGAGUCUCUUCCAAAAGCUUCAGGAGAAACAAGACCCAGAAGCAGCAGAAGACAACCACAGUGACACCAUUGUAGAACCUGUAGAGAAAAUACCAGAGACCCAAGCAGGAGAAAACAAAGAGCCAAAUGCUACUGCAACACCUCUUACUAAAGAGAUCACAACUCUGAAAGCAGAAAAAUCUAGGCUUGAGGAGAUGGCAGCAGUUUUUGCAAUCUCUCACAUCCCUGAACAGAUGGUUCUUCCUGAUGAGGCUAGUGAAGUUUCACAACAGUCUGACAGCACAGACUCUGUACAGAAGCUUAUAGAACCUACAAAGGUCAGCACUGAUCCAGAGUUUCACCCUGAAGAGAUCACCAUCCCAACAAAAACACUGUCUGAUGAAUGCCAAGAGAUUAGAGACAAAGAAAUGGAGACAGUUGACUAAACAUCACGACAUGUUGAGGUCACAGUUUAACAAAUAAACAUGGUUCCUUUCUUUAAAUCUUUGGUACUGCAAUAUGAAA